CAGCUAUGCCAGUUGUCCAAAUACGAUUUACCCUUUCCUACCCUGACCUUGACCUUUACACAUCCCAAGCGAAGCGAGAGAUUUUUCUUUUUACUUGUUUUCUCUCACAUCGAUCUCACCACCUUGAUCUGGAACGAAGAUCCCCAACGAUCUCUUUGAAGAAAUCUCGGAGUAGCAGGUCGAAUUGGUCUCAAUCUGUUCAAGAUAUGUUGUGAAUUAGCCAGUUCGAAUCUGGAUUUGGAUUAGCUUCUUGGAUUUGUGAUUGAAGGAAGGAAGUUGUGAAAUAAAGCUUUGAGAAUCAUGAUUCGUGAUUCGUGAUCUUCGCCUGAGGUAAUUUUGGGAGAUGAUGAUGAUGAGUAGUCCCAUCAGUUGAACGGAGAGCAACUGUAACUGUGUACGGCACUGGUUUGGGUUGCUAUUUCUAUGUCUCGACGCGUUAUAAUUCGCAAAAACUUAGUCCACACAAGUGCGAGAGGACGUCGUUGUGCCACGUACGUCACCUGGAGUAAAGCGGGAAGCAGUGGGGAGAAGAUAACGAAGGUGACUAGCCGACUCGAAAUUCUGGCAUUUCCCUUCCAAGAGUUUUGUGUGUGUCUCACGGAUGGAAAAGAAGAAAAAUAAAAAAAAAGUUCAGAUUUUGUGAAUUGUGAUGUGAGGUUGAGAAAGCUCUAUCUGGAAAACCCGAAUGCAAUCGAAGUUUGGAUUGUGUGGUUCUGUUCUCAUGUUGGAAAAGCUGUGAGCGAGUUGCAGCAGAUCCCCUCACAUGGAGAUGAUUGUCUUUGAGUUCAGGAACCGAGCUGAGUGCUCUGGUGUGGUUUUCUUCUACCUGGAGUGAUUCAAGGUUGGAGUGUGGGGUUUUUCGGUUCAAAAUGAUUAUAGAAGUGAGAAUUUGCGUUAGUAGUUGGAGCAUUUCUCGGUUCAUUAAUGGCGUUUCCUCAGGCCUUGGUGCUGCCGUAGGUGGAUAAUGAUGGAGGGUUCAUCGGAGUCUCCUUGGCAGAAGUCUGAGAGUUCUAGGGAAUUGAAUGCUUGUGUGGUAUCCAGCGAGAGCCUUGGGUUGGUUCACGCCAACCCUGUUGGCGUCUCAGGUGAUGCCUCGAAUAAUGCCAGUUCUGUGAGGUGCACGCCGUGGGAUAAAGGGAUAGAUCGGGGUUUUCUUCCCCACUCUGAUCACCUCGACAACCAGGUCGGCUCUUCUGGGGUCUGUGGGGAUGCGGAGGGUGUGGGAGAUGUUGCUCAUGCAGUAGAACGGGAUGAUAUUAGCUUGAGGCAGUGGUUGGAUAAACCGGACCGAUCUGUUGACCUCUCGGAGUGCUUGCACAUGCUCAGGCAGAUUGUGGAAACUGUGAACCUGGCACAUGCACAAGGCGUUGUUGUUCAUAAUGUGCGGCCAUCUUGCUUCGUCAUGUCCUCGUUUAACAGCGUUUCCUUCAUUGAGUCUGCUUCAUGUUCGAGCUCAGGUUCUGAUUCUUAUGGUGAUGCCGUAAACAAUCAAACAGUAGGGGGACAGAGCUGCUCCUCACCAUCAGCCCAGGACUUGCCUUGUGGGAGAAGUGGGGUUGGUGUUGAAGAUUCCCUGCUUGAGAUCUCUCGUGCUGGUGCUUCCUAUAGAGCAUCGGAGACUAGUUGUUUGCAGUCUGGUUCUGCAAAUCUUACACGUCUAUCAUCAAUUGAAGAGAGAGAGGAAAAUAAAAUAGAGGGUAGCAGGAAAGUCGAAGAUGCUGAAGAAAAUAAGAAAACAUUCCCACUAAAGCAGAUAUUACUCAUGGAGGCCAACUGGUACACUAGUCCAGAAGAGGUCGCUGGAGCUUCAAGUUCUUUUUCUUCAGACAUUUAUCGAUUGGGGGUUCUCCUUUUUGAGUUGUUCUGUCCGUUUAGCUCCAUGGAAGAAAAGCUCAGAACAAUGUCCAAUCUCAGACAUCGUGUCCUGCCUCCUCAGUUGCUGUUGAAGUGGCCAAAAGAAGCUUCAUUUUGUCUUUGGUUACUGCAUCCUCAGCCAAGUACUAGACCAAAAAUGAGUGAUGUGUUACAAAGUGACUUCCUCAAUGAGCCAAGGAAUAAUUUGGAAGAACGUCAGGCAGCUAUAAGUCUCAGAGAGGAAAUAGAAGAGGAGGAGCUGCUGUUGGAAUUCCUGUUGCAGAUGCAACAAAGGAAACAAGAAGCUUCUGAUAAAUUGCACCAUACUAUUGAUUGUCUAUCUUCUGACAUUGAAGAAGUUCUGAAACAGCAAAGCAUCCUAAAGAAAAAGGGGGACUUCUACCUGGAACCGAACCUGGAUGAUAAUUCAGCAUUGGAAAAGGUGGAUCAUCGAUCAUUAAAUCUUGCAAGAGAUGAGGGAUCUGCUGGCUUGGGGUCCAGGAAACGUUUCAGGCUAGGACUUCGGGUUUCUGAUGAAGAGGAACUUAAUGAGAACCAAGGUGAGGUUCAGAAGCCAGAAAACCUUGAAAGUAUUCUGUCCAAAAGUUCUCGAUUGAUGAAGAACUUUAAAAAACUGGAGGCUGCUUAUUUUUCAACAAGAUGCAGGCUUAUGAAACCAACUAUGAAACCACCUACUAGAUGCUUACCAAUCAGCAGUAGUGGCAGGGGUUCAAUUGUGGUAACUGAAGGAAGUUCUGUUGAUAAUGUGGCCUUUAAGGAGGGUUUUGGUGAAGGUAACAAAAGUGGAUGGAUAAAUCCAUUCCUUGAUGGUUUGUGCAAGUAUCUAUCGUUCAGCAAAUUAAAAGUGAGGGCAGAACUGAAGCAAGGGGAUCUGCUAAAUUCUUCCAACCUUGUGUGCUCUUUGAGUUUUGAUCGUGAUGGGGAAUUUUUUGCUACAGCUGGUGUAAAUAGGAAAAUAAAAAUUUUUGAAUGUGACAUGAUUCUAAAUGAAGACCGUGACAUUCACUAUCCCGUUAUUGAGAUGGCUAGCAGAUCAAAACUUAGCAGUAUAUGUUGGAAUAGUUAUAUCAAAAGCCAGAUUGCUUCAAGUGACUUUGAAGGAAUCGUGCAGGUUUGGGAUGCUACAAGAGGGCAAGUAUUUAUGGAAAUGAGGGAGCAUGAGAAACGUGUAUGGUCUGUAGACUUUUCUUUAGCAGAUCCAACAAAGUUGGCUAGUGGAAGUGAUGAUGGUGCCGUUAAACUAUGGAAUAUCAAUCAGAGAGGUAGUGUCAGCACUAUUAAAGCAAAGGCCAAUGUCUGCUGUGUUCAGUUUCCUCCUGAUUCUGCACGUUUGCUUGCCAUAGGUUCAGCGGAUCAUAAUAUCUAUUGCUAUGACCUUCGUAGCAUAAGAAUACCUCUCUACACAUUAUUUGGUCACAGUAAGACUGUGAGCUAUGUGAAAUUUGUAGAUUCGACAACUCUUGUUUCUGCAUCAACGGAUAACACACUCAAGCUUUGGGAUUUAUCAACAAUCACGUCUCGGGUGCUCGAAAGUCCUCUCCAAACCUUCACUGGGCACACGAAUGUAAAGAAUUUUGUGGGCCUUUCUAUAUCUGAUGGAUACAUUGCUACAGGCUCAGAAACAAAUGAGGUUUUCAUCUACCACAAAGCUUUCCCCAUGCCAGUUUUGUCGUACAAAUUUGGCAGUAAGGACCCAUUUUCUGGCCACGAAGUUGAUGAUGCCAAUCAAUUCAUAUCCUCCGUGUGUUGGCGUGGUCAGACCUCCACACUUGUUGCAGCUAAUUCUACUGGGAAUAUCAAACUAUUAGAGAUGGUCUGAUUAUGUUAUAUAUGGGAGAUCAUUCAAAACAUCCCGUCGAAGAAGGGGCUGGGGGAACAGAGACAUAGGAUUGGGAAUGUCGAUGAGUUUCUAGAAAUUGAAGUGUAAAGAAGAACAAACAUUGAACCUGAAGAGUUUGUCAAAAUUUUGGCCAGCAAUCUAAGUGUGAUGGAAAGACCCAAUGAUGCCAUUUUGUUUAUCAAAAUUUUGGCAUUUGAUCUCACUGUAAGCGGUUUAUGGCAGUUGAAAGGAAGAAAAAAAAAAGGGGGGGGGGGGGGGGGGGGGUUUGGUGUUUGCUGAAUUUUAUCUGGAGUGUUGUGGAAGAAGAGGAUACAAUACAGAGAAUUGAAAGAGGAAGUCAUAUACUGUAUAUCAACUAUUGCUUGUAUAAACAUCAUAGUUUAUAAUUUUAGGUGAUUUUGUAUAAAGUAUUGUGAUUCAUUUAUCUCUAAA
Molecule: messenger RNA, 4147 nt
Organism: Macadamia integrifolia
Lineage: Eukaryota; Viridiplantae; Streptophyta; Magnoliopsida; Proteales; Proteaceae
Product: protein SPA1-RELATED 3-like
Exons: 10
Coding region: 965-3694 (909 amino acids)
Biological process (GO): protein phosphorylation; photomorphogenesis
Molecular function (GO): ATP binding; protein binding; protein kinase activity
Source: RefSeq, a predicted model, not a curated record